GGGUAAAGAAGAGAGGGUGUUAAGGGUGGUACAGUGAAGCCCUUGUUAUAAGGUUGUAGAGAAGCCUAAGAAAAACGAUAUUUCACAAGAAAGCAGUUGACAUUCAAUGCCUAUGAAGAAUAGUUCAAUUGUACAAUUUAUGUCAAAGCUGUAAUGCGUGGACUGUUGCGUGGUACGUUAUACUGUGCUCUUUGGUAUGGUAGUAUCGUAGCUGGUUUCUUAUUUAUUGCUUGUCCACUUUUACCACUUUUGCUAUUCAGUCCUCCAAAAUUUCGAAAAUGUGGAGAUUUGCUAUUUUCUUGUUGGGAACUUUAUCCCACAGCGCUGUUAAGGAUAUUUGGUGUAAAAAUCUUUGUAUCAGGAGACCACAUUUCUCCUAACGAAUCAGCUGUACUUGUAAUGAAUCACAGAACACGAGUAGACUGGAAUUUUUUAUGGGCUGCGAUGUAUCAAGCUUGUAUGCCUGAUAUAGCUUGUCACAGAUUGAAAUUUAUUUUGAAAGAUCCAAUAAGACAUAUCCCAGGACCAGGAUGGAUAAUGCAAAUGAAUGGCUUCCUCUACAUAACACGUCGGUGGGAAGAAGACAAAGGUCGUCUUUUACGUACUUUGGACUAUCUGGUAGCACUAAGAAGACGUACACAAUUACUUAUAUUCCCAGAGGGUACAGAUUUAACAAAAACUAGUAAAGAGAAGUCUGAUAAAUAUGCUUUACAACAUCAACUACCUCAAUAUAUUUAUACACUACACCCAAAAACUACAGGAUUUAGUUAUUUAGUGCAACAUCUCCAGCGAGCAAAUUAUCUUGAUGCAAUAUAUGAUUUAACAAUAGCAUAUCCCGAUUAUGUUCCGCAGUCUGAAAUUGAUUUAAUUAAGGGCAAAUUACCUCAUGAAGUGCAUUUUUAUAUCAAACGAAUACCAUUUUCCGAUAUACCGACACAUGAAUUGAUGUUAAGACAGUGGUUAGAAGAUAGGUGGUUUAACAAAGAAAAAAUAUUAAAAACUUUUUAUGAAAAGAAAAGUUUUCCUACUGAAGUAUGGCCAACAUCAAAAAUGUUACCAUUACAAGCUGCGUUUAGUUUCUGGAGUAUAUUAACUGGUACGACGAUACUAUUAUUAAUUGUAUCUCCAAUAUUUCAACUGUGGGCAUUGAUACAUGCUAUCUUUUUUAUUGGAUUAUCUUUAUUUACAACUGGAUUCAAUCAAAUUGAAAUGGGAUGGUAUUGGCGUUGGAAAGCAUAUUCAUUUUGGACAAAACACAGUUAAUAACAACGUUUAAUCAAAGUAAGUGAUAAACUAAUUUAUGCUUUUAUGUCACUGUGAUAUUGGUACAUCUAAGAUUUGGAUGUAGAUCUAUCAUACUUAUAAAUAAUGUUCCUUGUGUUGUACACGUUAGAUUUUAAAGUAAUAUGUAUUUGGAGCAUGUACAUAUUUACAAAAAAUAAUACACAAAUAUCAGAAAGUUAAAAAUAAUAUUGUAACAAUACAUAAUAAUUAUGGUGGCGAAAUCAAGCAAAAUUAUUAUUGUAAUUCACGAAAUGUGAAAAACAUAUACUAUACGAACAAAUUUUGUACAUUUGUUACAUAUAUAUAUAUUUAUUUAUUUAUUUAUUUAUUUAUUUAUUUAUUUAUUUAUUCAUUUACUGCAUGCCUUCUGAC
Molecule: messenger RNA, 1656 nt
Organism: Polistes canadensis
Lineage: Eukaryota; Metazoa; Arthropoda; Insecta; Hymenoptera; Vespidae
Product: lysocardiolipin acyltransferase 1-like
Exons: 5
Coding region: 154-1263 (369 amino acids)
Cellular component (GO): endomembrane system
Molecular function (GO): acyltransferase activity
Source: RefSeq, a predicted model, not a curated record